Messenger RNA from Fraxinus pennsylvanica, 693 nucleotides. Lineage: Eukaryota; Viridiplantae; Streptophyta; Magnoliopsida; Lamiales; Oleaceae. The record is from the annotation of a GenBank genome assembly.
AUGGGUCUCCAGAAGCUGGCUUCGGGCCUUUUGGGUAUUCGAUCGGCUGAGUCUAUCAUCCCUGAAAGGAUUGCUGCGCAAGGAUGUCAUGCUACCAUUGCUGAUGAAACGGCUCAGAAAGCCGCCAGCGAGCUCGAGCGCGGGCUUGAUCGAUCAGAGUUGGUGGUGUUGGAUAUUCAGUUUUUAAAGAUUACGUUAAAGGAGAUUGCUGAGGAUGAAGCUGCUUUAGAUUUCUUGCUUGAUGAGGUGAUUGUUGUCACUGCAGAGCGUCGUUUAGAUCCAACUCCUUUAGAACCUCCCAUAUUGGACAAACUUGCACAAGCAAAGUUAGCAAAGAAAUCAGUGCAGAGCCCUGUUUUUGAAAUUGGGGGAAAAACGCGGGAGAAGGGGAGGGGAUUUUCGCCGGGAAAGCGUAUGGGAUGGCGGGAUUUUGGGGAUGCUGCGCGCAUUCUGCACCGAGCUCACCCCAACAUGGGUCUCCAGAAGCUGGCUUCGGGCCUUUUGGGUAUUCGAUCGGCUGAGUCUAUCAUCCCUGAAAGGAUUGCUGCGCAAGGAUGUCAUGCUACCAUUGCUGUCUGUGCAAUGAUGCUUGUGAUGAAGGCCUCGGGCAAAAAUUUGUUUUACCUCAGCUCCUAUUGCUUCCAACUAUAUAACAAGGCAGACAAAAAGGAUAAUACAUUACCGAUGACAUGA